Molecule: messenger RNA, 486 nt
Organism: Trichomonas vaginalis G3
Lineage: Eukaryota; Parabasalia; Trichomonadida; Trichomonadidae
Product: RNA polymerase II transcription regulator recruiting protein
Exons: 1
Coding region: 1-486 (161 amino acids)
Source: RefSeq, a predicted model, not a curated record
AUGAGCAACGUUAGAAAGAUCAAGUUCACACCAGAAGAAGAUGAAAAGCUUAAGAAGUUAAUUAAGCAACUCGGCACCAGAGACUGGGAAGUAAUUUCCAUUGAAAUGAAGACAAGAACAAGUCGUCAGUGUCGUGAUCGUUGGAAUAACUAUUUAUGUCCAAAUCUUAGUAAUGACCCAUUCACAGAAGAUGAGGAUCAGCUGCUGUUACAGCUGUUUGAAAAAUAUGGACCGAAGUGGAAAAAGAUUGGCUCCUACUUCCCAAAGAGAUCUACAAACAGACUUAGAGGCCAUUUAGCUUCCUUACAGAAGAAGAAAGAACAGAUCCCGCCGAAGAAACAAGAGGAUAGCCAAUUCCCAUCUCCUUCCCCAGACCCGUUAGCACAAUUUAAAGCUAUGUUUUCAUCGAAUAAUGAUCCAAAUCUUGCUGCCUUAUUGCAGAUGGAUGUUGAUCCUUUCGCUGAUUUGUCUAUUAUCGAAAUGUAA